AUGGAGCCCAGGCCCGCCGCACCGGGGCCUUGUCCCGGCGACUCCCGCGUCGCGGCGGCGGCGGCGGCGGCCCCGGCUUCUUCGCUGAACCCGGCCGAGGCCCGGGCCGAGCCAGGGCGCCGCGCUCCCAGCGUGGCUGCCGUGUUGCCGGCGGGGGGAAGCGGGGAGAGGAUGGGCGUCCCCACCCCGAAGCAGUUCUGUCCCAUCCUGGAGAGGCCGCUCAUCAGCUACACCCUGCAGGCCUUGGAGAGGGUAUCUUGGAUAAAAGACAUUGUUGUGGCAGUAACUGGAGAGAACAUGGAAGCGAUGAAAGGUAUCAUUCAAAAGUACAAGCAUCAGCGCAUCUCUCUGGUUGAAGCUGGAGUAACCCGCCACAGGUCAAUUUUCAACGGGCUAAGAGCACUGGCAGAGGACCAGCCCAACUCUAAACUCUCUAAGCCAGAAGUUGUGAUAAUCCAUGAUGCUGUGAGACCAUUUGUGGAGGAAGAUGUCCUUCUCAAAGUUGUCACAGCUGCUAAGGAACAUGGGGCAGCAGGAGCAGUUCGACCUCUUGUAUCUACAGUAAUCAGUCCCUCUGCAGAUGGUUGCUUAGACCAUUCACUAGAACGUGCCAGACACAGAGCAAGUGAAAUGCCACAGGCUUUUCUGUUUGGUGUGAUCUAUGAAGCAUAUCAGCAGUGUAGUGACUAUGACUUGGAAUUUGGAACUGAGUGUUUGCAGUUGGCUCUAAAAUAUGGUCACAUUAAUGCCAAACUUGUGGAAGGAUCACCUGACCUCUGGAAGGUGACCUACAAACGAGAUCUGUAUGCAGCUGAAUCGAUUAUUAAGGAAAGAAUUUCACAACACAUUUGCAUAAUUAUGGACACAAAAGAAGAUAAGAAUCAUGUAGGCCAUCAUCUUGAAGAAAUUUUAAAAAAUGAAUUAAAUCAUGUAGAAGUCACGUCUGGGGCUUUGUGUCCUGCGGGCAGAGAUCUUAAGCAAAUCAUCUUAGAGCAAUGCUAUAAUUAUGUUUGUGUGAAUGUUUUGUCCUCUGAUUUUGAGGAAACCCAGAGGUUACUGAACAUGCUUGAAGAGAGUAAUCUUUCCAUUUUAUAUCCUGUUGUUGUUAUUUCAGUUUAUUUUCUUGAUUAUAAAUCAGUACAUUUUGAUCAGAAAAUGGAAAACCUAAUGCAGAUUAGGGAAUAUGCAAAGGAAGUGAGAAAAAGAAAUAUUUUAUUAUGUGGUCUUCUUAUAUAUUAUCCACAGGAUGAGCAGAAGCUACAAGCAAGUUUAAGGGAAGGAGCCGCGAUUAUUACCACUUUAAUCAAAGAAAGAAAUUCUGGACUUGUUGGUCAACUACUGAUAGCAUGAAGAACACAGAGAAAAUUACGUAGUGGGUUUUUAGAAACAUUUACCUAGGCAUCUCUGCCAUUCUUCCCUCCCUACUGCAUAUGGUAAAAUGUUUAAGUUGUCCUUCAUGUCUCACAAUUUGUAGAAUGUGAUGUUUGGGUUAUAGAAAUGAAUCCGUGUUUAUAUCUGUGUGGAAAAAAACACUUUUGUGCAUGUCCAAUAUAAAUUAAUCAGAAAAUAUGCAAAUGGAAAGUAAUAACCUUUACAUAAUCUUCUGCAAAGGCAUGAAAAAUCAAAUAGAAAAUGUGACGGGUGAGCUAAUCCUCCUAGGAAUGAAAAUUUAGAAAACUUCAACUAUGAUCUUAUUUCUGUGUUAACUAGCAAAUCACACUAUCAUAAAACUAGUAAAAAAAAAUUAGAAUUAUUUUUAAUUCUAAAAUUAGAACUUGUUGCAAUAACAAACCAAAUAUGUUUUU
Molecule: messenger RNA, 1805 nt
Organism: Enhydra lutris kenyoni (northern sea otter)
Lineage: Eukaryota; Metazoa; Chordata; Mammalia; Carnivora; Mustelidae
Gene: CRPPA
Product: isoprenoid synthase domain containing
Exons: 13
Coding region: 1-1350 (449 amino acids)
Biological process (GO): isoprenoid biosynthetic process; protein O-linked glycosylation via mannose
Cellular component (GO): cytosol
Molecular function (GO): D-ribitol-5-phosphate cytidylyltransferase activity
Source: RefSeq, a predicted model, not a curated record